Corylus avellana is the source of this 2895-nucleotide messenger RNA. Its product is annotated as Galactosyltransferase family protein. Gene Ontology annotation, molecular function: carbohydrate binding; hydroxyproline O-galactosyltransferase activity. The record is from RefSeq and is a predicted model, not a curated record. Gene Ontology annotation, cellular component: Golgi membrane. NCBI's taxonomy places the organism in Eukaryota, Viridiplantae, Streptophyta, Magnoliopsida, Fagales, Betulaceae.
AAAAUCUUAGAAACUCUCUUUGCAUGUGAUGUGAGUACCUCAAUUUCAUUCUAUUUCCUCUACACUGUUCAUUACGCACUUUCGUGCGCACAACUCUCCCUCUCUCUCUCUCUCUGCUUUCCCAUUUCUUCUGUAGAUUUUGGGACCCUCCCACCUUCCAAUCCUCGCCUAUUUCUUGAACCAGAAUCAGCUUUCACCAACUUUAUCUUCUGCAAUUUAUUGGGUUUGUCUCACUCUUGUGAUUGUUCCUGUUGUUCAGUUGAAGAAUGCUGCCGAAAUGUGGAUGAAGUUAAGGUUUUCUGUGCCAAAUCUUGAUGGGUUUUCUCGGAUUGUGUUGCUGAAUUCUGAUAUUGGGUGAUUUCGUAAACUGGGUUGUAUCGGAUCCGUGGAGGUUUGAGUUUUCGCUCACUUUAUGUUUCUAAAUGACCCAGUUUUUGCAUUUCGUUGAUCUGUAGUUACAUUUAGUUAAAGGGUUUGUGUUUUGAAGAAUUUGUUGAUAUUUUGCUUUGAGUGUUUUGUGGGUUUGGAGCUUGUUUUCGGUUCUUUUAGUCAAUGAGGAACACGGGUUUGAGAGAAUUUUGGUUAUUGUGAAGAAUAUUGUGGCGUAUCUUUUGGUUUAGCCAAGAUGAAGAGGCCGAAAAGUGAGCCUCCCAGUGUAAGGAGGUUCAAAUUGUCGCAUUUGUUGUUGGGUAUAGCGGUUUUAUACUUGGUUUUUAUAUCCUUCAAGUUUCCACAGUUUAUAGAGAUUGCAGCAAUGCUAAGUGGGCAUGAUACUGAUGUUGGAUCAGAAGGGACAAUGGAAAGGGACUCAGAAGAUUCGGAUUUAAGCAAACCAUUCUUUGGUUCUGUUUAUAAGGAUGCAUUUCACCGGAAAUUAGAAGAUAACCAAAACCAAGAUGCACCAUUGAUGCCUAGUAAGGAACCAUUGGAAGAGGGAAAAAAUGGGUCUAGACCUAUAAAGCCACUGCAGCACCGAUAUGGUCGAAUAACGGGCGAGAUUAUGAAGCGGAGGAAUAGAACUAUUGAUUUGUCAGUGCUUGAGAGAAUGGCGGAUGAGGCUUGGACAUUAGGCUUAAAGGCAUGGGAUGAAGUGGAUAAGGGUGAUGGAAAGGCGACUGGAGAAAGCUCUAUACUUGAGGGGCAACCUGAGUCAUGUCCUUCAUGGAUAACGAUGACUGGGGAAGAAUUGGUGAAUGGAGACAGGUUAAUGUUUCUUCCUUGUGGGCUCGCUGCUGGUUCUUCAAUUACAGUGGUGGGAACACCCCAUUAUGCUCACCAGGAAUAUGUGCCCCAGCUUGCCAAGUUGAGGAGUGGUAAUGCCAUGGUUAUGGUUUCACAGUUCAUGGUUGAAUUGCAGGGUUUAAAGUCAGUGGAUGGAGAGGAACCACCAAAGAUUUUACACUUGAAUCCUCGACUAAAAGGAGAUUGGAGCAAGCAGCCUGUCAUUGAGCAUAACACCUGUUAUAGAAUGCAGUGGGGAAAAGCUCAAAGAUGUGAUGGUUUACCAUCCAAGUACGACGAAGAUAUGCUUGUUGAUGGACAUGGAAGAUGCGAAAAAUGGAUGCGGAAUGAUAUUGUGGACUCAAAAGAGUCCAAGACAACCUCAUGGUUUAAGCGAUUUAUAGGGCGUGAGCAGAAGCCAGAGGUGACCUGGCCAUUUCCUUUCGUGGAGGGCAGAUUGUUUAUCCUUACCCUGCGUGCUGGUGUUGAUGGGUACCAUAUCAAUGUUGGGGGUCGACAUGUGACUUCAUUUCCAUAUAGGACAGGGUUUACUCUUGAAGAUGCAACAGGACUAGCAAUUAAAGGAGAAGUGGAUGUCCAUUCAGUUUAUGCUACGUCUCUCCCUACUUCUCAUCCGAGUUUCUCACCUCAAAGAGUAUUGGAAUUUUCAGACGAGUGGAAAGCUCGUCCUACACCCAAGAGCAAGAUUCAACUCUUUGUUGGAGUACUAUCUGCUACUAAUCACUUUGCUGAACGCAUGGCAGUUAGAAAAACUUGGAUGCAAGCUACUGCUAUCAAGUCUUCAAGUAUAGUGGUUCGAUUCUUUGUUGCAUUGAAUCCAAGGAAGGAGGUAAAUGCAGUGCUGAAAAAGGAGGCGGCUUACUUUGGUGAUAUUGUGAUUUUGCCAUUUAUGGAUCGCUAUGAGCUUGUUGUUCUUAAAACUAUUGCUAUCUGUGAGUUUGGGGUUCAGAAUGUGACCACUGCAUACAUAAUGAAAUGUGAUGAUGACACAUUCGUUAGGGUUGACACCGUCCUAAAAGAAAUUGAGGGUAUCUCUCCAAAUAAGUCCCUUUAUAUGGGCAAUCUCAAUCUCUUGCAUCGCCCUCUCCGAAGUGGAAAAUGGGCAGUCACAUAUGAGGAGUGGCCGGAAGAAGUAUAUCCUCCUUAUGCCAAUGGGCCUGGAUAUAUAAUUUCCAGUGAUAUUGCUAAAUAUGUUGUCUCUCAACAUGGCAAUCGAAGCCUAAGGCUUUUCAAGAUGGAGGAUGUAAGCAUGGGAAUGUGGGUUGAGCAAUUUAACAGAUCCACAGCGGCGGUCCAAUACUCCCACAACUGGAAAUUUUGCCAGUAUGGGUGUAUGGAAAACUAUUUCACUGCACAUUAUCAAUCCCCAAGGCAAAUGAUCUGUCUUUGGGACAAAUUGGCGAGGGGUCGGGCUCAUUGCUGCAACUUUAGAUGACAAUGAGUAGAUCACAAAAUACCUUCCUCCUCUCUCCCCCACUUUGUAUUUUUCACCCAUUUUGGGUGCUGAUUUUUUGUCCAUUUAGGUUAGUGGGUCAAAUCUGGACUCAAGGAUGAAGAAUGAGAAUCAGUUUGCAACAAUGAACUUUAUCAAAGUAUGAUGUGCUAUAUAUAUAUAUAUACUAUACUAUAUGGUCUCAAUAUAUUCAUUUUCUA